UCGGUUAUGGAAUACACUGCGGUCCCCGCGCUCAUUGAUACACUAUCGUACUUGUUUAGGGAAUUACUUCUUGUGCAGUUGUGAGCAAAACGGGGAUAUAAGCUUGAGUCCAUCGGUAGUUAUCGUUAUAUCGGCACUGAACUGAGUUGUUGGGCGUGUUAUAAGUGUAAACAGGCCUAGUAUUGACCACCGAUAGUAAACUGAACUUUUCCGAGACCCAAAGUUGUCAGGCAGCGCAUGUUGCACGCAUGCGCAUCCUUCUAUCCAGCAGCUCUAAAUAAGAGUUAAAACAGAAACGAGGUUGGUCAUAUCAGAGGAGUGGGAAUGACCGACACCCCACCCAGUGAUGGCCCCUCCCAGGGAGCUGAGUUUGAUAUGAUGGGUGCCCUGGACUGGAAGGAUGGUAUUGCCACGCUGCCAGGCAGUGACAUCAGGUUCCGCAUGACAGAGUUUGGGACUCUUGAGAUCGUCACAGACCUGGAGGUCAAAGGUCAGAAGCCAGAGCCUAACCGCAAGGCCUUGGACCCAGCACAGUCUCACACGCCCACUCCUCCACCGGAGGGCCAAUCACAGACUGGCAAAGCUGCAGCUUCAGCCAAUCAGAGUCAGCCAGGAUCGUCUCAAAGUAAAGCCCCCGGUCCUGUUCUUCUGUCUCUAGAGGAAGGCCCCAGUAUGGAGGGCCCCAGUGUGGAGGUUGGUCCCAGUGUGGAGGUUGGCUCUAACGCAGUCAUGGGCCCAAACGGGGAGCUGUCAAGGUGCCGGGCCUGUGGUGGCUGUGUUCCCCGGGACGCCCUCCUUCAGGGCAAAUUCUGUAGUUCUACUUGUGCCCAGCCCUCCAGCGGCAGAUCAUCUCCAGCAGAAGCAAGGGAGAGUCAAGCAGUUGAGGGUGAGAGGCUGGGGAAACGUGUGCGCAAAAAGAGGAAAAUCUAUAUGGAUUCUGGUGAUGAAGAGGAAGACAACCAAGAAGAACCUGAGGAAAAGGCCAAGACGACCAAGGGAAGAAGAGGUGCCAAAAUUGCUAAACUGGUGAUUGCACCAGUCAAUAAGAAGCGGGCAUGGAGCUGGCCGGCUUACUUGGAAGAGGAGAGAGCCAUCGCUGCUCCUGUUAAACUAUUCAAAGAGCACCAGACAUUUCCUCAGAGCAGGAACAGUUUUAAGGUGGGGAUGAAGCUGGAGGGGCUGGACCCAUCCCACCCCUCUCUGUUCUGUGUACUCUCUGUUGCAGAGAUCCAAGGCUACAGAGUAAGGCUCCACUUUGAUGGUUACCCAGAAUGCUACGACUUCUGGGCCAAUGCUGACUCGUGGGAUAUGAAACCAGCUGUUUGGUGUGAGAAGAACGGGCAUAAGUUAUUGUUGCCGAAAGGUUGUAAGGACGGAGAGUUUAAUUGGAGCAUGUAUGUGAAGAACUGUAGGGGUCAGCUGGCCCCAAAACACCUUUUCAAAAGCCUCAACACAUCUGUGACUCCAUCUGGAUUCAGAGCAGGGAUGAAGCUGGAGGCGAUCGACAGGAAAAACCCCUCGUUGAUCUGUGUAGCAACCAUUGCUGCUGUUGUUGACAACCGGCUGCUCAUUCAUUUUGAUAAUUGGGACGACACUUAUGAUUAUUGGUGUGACGCUAGCAGUCCGUAUAUACAUCCUGUGGGAUACUGUGAAGAGGCUGAGCUAACUCUGACCACCCCAGCUGGUAAGACACAGACCAAGACACACGUGGAAUAUAAGCAACCUAAAAGUUUCUCAUGGGAGAGAUACCUGGAGGAGACGAGCACACAGGCGGCUCCCGCUCGGGCUUUCAAACCGCGACCUCCACAUGGCUUCCAGAUCGGGAUGAAAGUGGAGGCUGUGGAUAGGAGGAACCCCAUGCUGAUCCGUGUUUCAACCGUAGUGGACACAGAGGACCAUCGACUAAAGAUUCAUUUUGAUGGCUGGAGUUCAGAGUACGACUAUUGGGUGGAGACGGACUGCCCUGAUCUGCACCCUGUAGGAUGGUGUCAGAAAACCGGACACCCACUGCAAUACCCCAACGGCUCCACUGAGUUAGUGACCGCCCCGGGACAAGGAUGUCCUACCCCAGGAUGCAACGGGGUUGGCCACAUCAGAGGACCUCGCUAUGGGACACACUACACUGAAGUGAGCUGUCCCUACUCGGAUGUUAAUCUGAACAAAGAGGGCUUGCUGCCAGAUCGCCUCAGCGGAGAACGGCCCGUCGCCCUCAGUGGACCUCAUCCACGUGGGCGACGUCCGGACCCUCCCACAAACACUACGACGCAGACCUCCACAACCUCAGAACAGCCCGAAGGAUCUGAAGACCCUCAGAACAGGAAACCGGUGACAGUGGAAGCUGAGCGUUUGGGACGUAUUGCUCAGCCGGAGCCAGCAGGUGGAGCCAUCGAGCAGAGCCACAAUGGAACAAGGCCUAAACGAACUGCUCCCGUUCCCAAAUACUUGAAAAUGCACUACGUCAAAGAGGAGAUCGGCCACGGUAAAGCCUCUCCAGAUGCCAUCUCUCUCCAGCAGGCCCUCCACGAGUCAGUGUUCUCCCCCGGCCUCUCCGCCUCCCCCCCUCACCGGGUGGCUCUCUGCUGGGACAAACACUGCCAGCUGCUGCCUGAGGUCCUGGGGCUGACUGCCAAGAGAGUGGCCACUUGGAGCGCAGAGGAGGUCGCCACAUUUGUCAAAGGUCUACCAGGAUGUAAAGAACACGCUGCUACAUUUAAAACAGAGCAAGUAGAUGGCGAGGCCUUCCUGCUGCUCACCCAGGCGGACAUCGUCAAGAUUCUGUCCAUCAAGUUAGGACCCGCCCUGAAGAUCUUCAACUCCAUCCUGAUGUUGAAGAACGCAGACGAAGAGUAGAAACUCUAGAGACUGAAGAGGAGUCACUCCCUCUCUACCGGCCCUGGUUUCAUCGACACUCAGCUAUGAAGACUUUUGAUCAAAUCAGCUGCAACAGGUUGUGUCUGUCGAGCUCUGCAACAGAGACAGAAGUGGAAGCCAUCAUCUCAGAAAAACGUCCACCCCCCCCCCCUCUCUCCAUGAUGGACAGUACUGAUCAGCCUGAGGGAGAGUUCUCCUCCAUACUUUAAGUUUCUUGAUCUCUAUCGUGUUUGUUUACUGAAUCAUUCAAAAAAGAACUACAGGCACCUUCAAUGCUUCUUAACAUUGUACAGUUUUUGAAUUGGAUUUAGUGUUGCAUUAUUGAACUGCGAUGGUGCUUGGGCGAAGAGCAGAUGGAACGAGAGCGUUUGCGCUUUGUUGCAUUUACUUGGCAACAGUUUUUCUUUCUUUUCUUAAAGCUGCAAAAUACAAUCGUGAGGUGGCGAGAGGUUUUUAAAAUGUGAAACCUAGUGGAGCAGAAGCACUAUGUAGUUCAGCCGGUCUCCUCUAGAUGGAGAACGUGGGCAACUCCACAGGCCCCGAAGGCGAGACAGUUUGAUUAGAUUGGAGUUGGCUGAAGCUCAGAUUGAAAGGGGGAUGGUAGAGACUUUGUGUGUUUGUGUGUUCAGAUGUGAGAGUGUUUGAGAAAUGAGGGUGUAAUUCCCCAUCAGCCCACGUGUGCUUUUCUGGUCAGAGGAUUGUUUUGUGACAAGCAUGGCUAAGGGCUAAAUGUUAGAUCUUGCAGUUUAAAUAGGAACAAGACAACGAACCAGCUCUCUCUCCAUCUCCUUUGUUUGUUAAUGGGAACGGCACAUGAAAAUGAAUGUUUAAAAAACAGCUGUUUUGUUGAUAUUAUCUUGUUUAUUUUCAUUCAUAUUGUAAAUAGUAUACAGCUACAAACGGACUGUCCUCGCUCCAUAACAGUUUACUCCUGCUUGGUUAUGCAAAGGCUUAACAUCUGUCCACGAGGGAAAGACGUUGUGACAGUGGAACAUACGAGCCUCAAUUCAUACAAAGACUUUGAGAAAAAAAGAAACAUAACAAACAUGAUCAGUGUCUUUGUAAAUCAGCGUGUACUUCACCGAGUUGGAAUGUGGACAUCAAGCAACUGUUUAUAUGCGAACGGCUUUUAUUUAUGUAUUCUAAUUUAAAGGGCAAUGGUACGCUGUUUUUGGCUCCGAGGUAAGCUGUGUCUCUGACGGAAAGUGUGUGAAUGGUUGAAAAUAAAUGAUAUGCACACUG
This is a messenger RNA of Eleginops maclovinus (Patagonian blennie), 4113 nucleotides long. It is a transcript of the gene l3mbtl1b, whose product is annotated as L3MBTL histone methyl-lysine binding protein 1b. Gene Ontology annotation, biological process: negative regulation of DNA-templated transcription. The coding region runs from base 325 to 2850 and encodes 841 amino acids. Gene Ontology annotation, cellular component: nucleus. Gene Ontology annotation, molecular function: histone binding; zinc ion binding; chromatin binding. Lineage: Eukaryota; Metazoa; Chordata; Actinopteri; Perciformes; Eleginopidae. The transcript has 22 exons. The record is from RefSeq and is a predicted model, not a curated record.